CAUUCCACUAAAUGUCUUAAGAGGGGGUAUUUUUCCUUGCAUUUGAAUCCUCCCUCUCCAAUCAUCCAACUUUCCUCUUCAUAUCCCCAUAUUUAUCUUCUUUUCCCCAUUUUACUAUUUGCUUUUUUCCCUUUUCAUUUUGUCUGUGUCCCUCAUGUUCCUUUUCACCUUGUCAAGAGGUUAAUUUUAUUGUUUCUAUAUUCUUUUUGAGGGUUGUGUGAUAUAUCUUUAUGUUAAUCCACAUUUUAUUAGUUUAUUUCUGCAAUUUUUUGCCAAAAAAAUGACCUUUCUUUUGAAUUUUUGGAUGCCCAUUUGUUAAAAAAGCUCAAUUUUUGCUAUUUAAUGGUAAAAAUUUGGCCUUUCUUUGAAUUAUUGGAUACCCCAUGUGUAAAAAAGCUCAAUUUUUGCAAUUUAAUGCUAAAAAUUUGACCUUUCUUUGAAUUCUUGGAUACCUAUAUGUAAAAAGAUUCAAUUUUUAUACUUUUAUGUUAAAGUUGAGAGCUUGUUUUGUGUAAAAUCCAAAAAAAUGUAUGGAACCCAUAGCAAGAGAGACAUGGAGAUUGAAUAUCAAUCUCAAGUUCCAAUUUUGAGGCCAAGUAUACAUGCCAGAAGGGCAAAGAUUACUGUGAAAUUUCAAGAUCUGUAUGGAUUUACUGUUGAAGGGAAUGUUGAUGAUGUUAAUGUGUUGAAUGAGGUUAGGGAGAAAGUUAGGGAACAAGGGAAAGUUUGGUGGUCAUUAGAAGCUAGCAAAGGUGCUAAUUGGUAUUUGCAAACUCAUGUUUCCUCAACCCUUAAAACAUCCCUCAAAUUCUCUGCUUUGGUGAAUGCAAUUACUCUCAAGAAGCUCAUUAGAAAAGGAAUUCCACCUGUUUUGAGGCCUAAGGUGUGGUUUUCACUAUCAGGAGCUGCUAAGAAGAAAUCGACUGCCCCGGAUAGUUAUUAUGAGGAUUUGACAAAGGCUGUACAGGAUAAGGUCACACCUGCAACCAAGCAGAUUGAUCAUGACCUUCCACGAACCUUUCCUGGUCACCCCUGGUUGGACACUGCUGAGGGUCAUGCUGCCCUUAGGCGGGUCCUUGUUGCCUAUUCUUUCCGUGAUUCUGAUGUUGGCUACUGCCAGGGAUUAAACUAUGUUGCAGCAUUAUUAUUGCUGGUGAUGAAAACCGAAGAAGAGGCUUUCUGGAUGAUUGCUGUCCUUCUAGAGAAUGUGUUAGUCACCGACUGUUAUAAUAAGAACUUAUCUGGAUGUCAUGUUGAACAAAGAGUGUUCAAGGAUCUAUUAACCAAAAAAUGUCCAAGGAUAGCCGCUCAUUUGGAGGCACUGGAGUUCGACGUUUCUCUUGUUUGCACCGAAUGGUUUCUCUGCCUUUUCGCCAAAAGCUUGCCUUCUGAGACAACCUUGCGGGUCUGGGACGUCCUUUUCAAUGAAGGUGCAAAUCUUCUAUUUCAUGUGGCAUUGGCAAUUUUUAAGAUGAACGAAGAAGAGUUGCUGACGGUGCAUCAUGUUGGGGAUGUAAUUCAUAUAAUCCAGAGAUGCACACAUCAACUUUUUGAUCCUGAUGACUUGUUGACGGUUGCUUUUGAUCAAAUUGGUUUUAUGACUACUACUACUAUAUCAAGACAGAGGAAAAAGCAGGAACCAGCGGUCAUGGCAGAGCUUGACCAGAGACUAAGGCGGUUAAAUUCCAUAAACGCGAGUGAUGAACAAUAGUUUUGUGAUGGAAACCUUAUAAUUGUAGUAUAUAUAUAUAUAUACAUGUUGUAUCUCUAUCAGGGCAUGCUGCCCUUAUAGGACAUCACAACCCUUGUGCUCAUAAUGCAAUGAGCUAAACAACAGCUUGAAGAGUCCUGUUGUGUUUAUUUAUGUUGAUAGAUCUUCAAAAGUGUAAAUUUUGAACUGUUGUAUACUAGUCCUAUAUUAUUUCCCCUUGUUAACUUAUCCAGUUUUGCAUACUUUCAAGAAUGGAAUUAUUAUA
Messenger RNA from Solanum lycopersicum (tomato), 1976 nucleotides. RefSeq lists its product as uncharacterized. Lineage: Eukaryota; Viridiplantae; Streptophyta; Magnoliopsida; Solanales; Solanaceae. The record is from RefSeq and is a predicted model, not a curated record.